Messenger RNA from Cladocopium goreaui, 627 nucleotides. The record is from the annotation of a GenBank genome assembly. NCBI's taxonomy places the organism in Eukaryota, Dinophyceae, Suessiales, Symbiodiniaceae.
AAUGAGCACUGCAUUGCUUGAGGCACCCACUUGCCUGUGCGUCCAACUGGAACGCCAUGUUCAUGAUGUCACAGGCCAAGCCAUGAUGAGUGAAUGCAAGAUCAAUUUGGACACCAUUUGCCUUGUCCCAGUCUUCACACAACAGACCAUGGCUUGGGAAAAUGUUGAAUACCAGAUUGCGGCCCUCAUGACACAUUUGGGCACUGAUGGUGCUGGCCACUACCGCUCAGCACUGCGGACCAGACCAUCUCUGGUCAAUGCCACGACACCAGCGGAAUGGCUCUUGACGGAUGACUGGACAGCGCCGGUUACAGCCUGGCAGGCGCCACAAUGGAUGACCCGCCGUGCCAACAUGUUCUGGCUGAUUCGCACAGACUGCAUACAUCUCCUUCAAUACGUGAGACGCACGAUGCUGAGUGACACAGCAGAGAACCUUGGCACAGCCUGACCAACCAACCAAGUUGAAGUGCUCUUUUUGAAUUUUCUCCAGCCAGUACAAAAUGGCACCGAACAAUUUUUCCUGAGAGGCUUAGCAGCAGGAUGCCAGAAAGAUUCCCUGAGGAACCACUGUUGACACAACAGUGCUGGCCGGCACGAACCUUGAAGCAGAUGCAAAAAGGAGUGUGG